Messenger RNA from Thamnophis sirtalis, 2922 nucleotides. The record is from RefSeq and is a predicted model, not a curated record. NCBI's taxonomy places the organism in Eukaryota, Metazoa, Chordata, Lepidosauria, Squamata, Natricidae.
CAGGGUAAAGCGGUGUGCAAGGGAAGAAGGGGUGGAGACACGCUGGCAGCUACCCUGGCCUAGAUAUGCUGCCGAGAGAGAGAUCUGACUCUUGGUCUUGGAUUGUUUAACAACAGCCAUGUUCCAGCCCAGCUGAGGUCUAGCCCAGCAACCCAUGGGGAGUCCCACUCGGAGAGUCCUGCUGCUGCUCCUCCUCACCACCUUCCUGCUGAACCUCCAGCCUGCUGCGCUCCAGUCCCACCAGCCGUGUCCCUGCGGAGAAGUCCUCACCAACUUUGAUUGCAGGACUUAUGGAGAGGGAAAUCUACCCAAGCUCUGUUCCCAAUGCCAGAACCAGCUGCAGGAAAGCCCAUCUCAGCUGUUGCCAGCCCUUUUCCUAAGCACCGCUCAAUGUUGCAAGAAUGGAAAACAGACUUGUCUUCAGGUUUAUGUGGCUCUGAACUCUACAGGUAUUGAAGGCUUAGAACUGGAUUUUCUCGUUCCAAGUUCUAACCGUUCCAGCAAGCUUCAGGUCUUGAAAACGUGGGAGCAUCAGAACAAUACUGGGGCUGAGCUCCCCGUCCUUCUGGGCCUGAGUUCCAGUAUAAAUGGAUACCAGCUUCCAGGGCUAUUGAGGUGUCUUCUCUCAAGGCCAUCACUGCACGCCUGUGUCACAAGCUGAAGUGGGAAUGCACAGAACUGAACAAAUCUUUCCAUCAGCAGGUACAGGUUUCCAAACAUCGCCCUGUAGUGCUGAAGUAUGAGUACCUUCUUCCUUGUCUGUGCAUAGAGAUGCUGCAGAUCUCUGGUCCUCCUCGUACUUUCAUGACUUCAGUUCCAGUGGCAAAACUGAAAUGGCCAUAGCUUUGAGUGCCCGCUGCUUCUUUUACCCCACCGUCUCACUUUGCUGGAAGGAAAACUCUGUUCCAGAGGCAACCUGCCAAGAUAUCCCCAAUUCCACAGUCAACCAGAUGAAGGCUUCUUCUAUGCCAUUCGAGUUUGAAGACAUUGAGAGCCUUACAAUUCCUGUUGCAGCAUACAGCAUUGAAAGCGUAGAUGUGAAUCCACAGCUCUGCUUCAAGUUUUCUUACAUGAACACCAGCCACACUGAGUGCCCACACAAGACAGAUACUACCUGGAAUGUAUCUCUCAGUGUGAAAUUUCUGCAACUUCACUUAAACUUCCAUUCUCGCACACCGGCUUCCUUUAGUUCCGCCUUAUGCCAGCCGGGAUCUUCAAGCCAGUGCCAACCUGAACCCCCUGUCUAUACCAUCUCCCACACAGGGGGAUCUGCCUUGGGUGAGAUGAACCUCAUUCUUCCUUGGACAGUCUCGAGAAGUUGUGUGCUGUUUCUCACCGACGCUGGGGACUGCUGGCCUCUGCUGUAGUUUUGGGCUUGGGAUUUCUAGCUUUGGCAAUCUUCCUGAUUCACUGGAAUAUGCACAGACUCCGUAGAGACGUACCUUGCCGGCAUCAUUCCCGUCCCAUCCUGCUGAUCUAUUCUCCUGAUUCAGAGGAGCACAAACAGUUGGUCUGCUCCUUUGCCGCAUUGUUGCGGUCGGCGCUGGGCUGCCCUGUGCUAUUGGACCUCUGGGAAUUGGGCCAUGUGGGACGACAGGGCAUCUUGCCCUGGAUGUAUGCCCAACGGGAACUCGUGGGUCGCAAGCAGGGCCAGGUGCUACUGCUGUGGAGCGCAGGCAGUGCCAAUGCUUAUGGACUCUGGCAAGGAGAAGUAAGCAGCCCUGGUAAGAAAGCCCCAGAACCCUAUGACCUCUUUGGGGCAGCCAUGGCCUGUUUACAAGCGGAACUUCAGGGUACGGCUGGAAAGGUCCAGCGAUGUGACUGGGUGAUUGCCUAUUUCAGUAAACUGUGCAACCGGCGGGAUAUUCCCCGUGCUCUGCACCUUCUUCCCCGUUACCGCCUGCCUCAGGACUUGCCGGACCUGGUUGGGGUCCUGCAGGGCAACUCCAGCUCAGGACCCAGCUGGCUCCAUGCUAGCGCCAAAGCCCUUGUGUGCCACCUGCUCAAAGCCGAGAAGAAGAGGAGUUCACGGAAACAGCGGAAUCAGCCAUGGAGCAAGAACAUCAGAUGCUUGGAAGAAUCGCUGUUCCCCCUCACUCAACUCAAGGUGCACAGGCCAAGCUGCACUUAAGGGCUGUGGACUAAAGGUGCAUUGCAAAAUGGGAUUGAUCCCACUGGUUAUCCGUAGGCAGAAGGUGUUCAUUAGGCCUCAGAAGAGUCGGCUUCUUUAUGGUGCCAAAGAAAUGGCAUCUGUAAUCAUCUUGGCCAGUAAAUCCAAUGCCACAAAAACAAAGGAAGGGGUCCAGCUCAGCUAAUCGUAAAGCAGAGGGAUUUCUCUGGGUGUGCCAGAGAGCGCGCCCCUUCUCCAUCACCUGGUGGUCAUGGCAUCUGUUGCCAUAGAGAUGAUAGGGUACUGUGAAGAACGGGUCGUGGCCUUGCUGCUGAAAGCGGGGUGGUGCAAUAUGAACCUUGUGGGCAAUCGUGCACAGUGAUUCACAGGGGCUGCUUUCUAGCAGAUUCCUCCUGGAGGAUAGUAAGCUUGUCGAAAGGCAGCCAGGUUAGGCCCAGGGAAGAGGAUCUUGUUGCAAGCUAGAUGGACUGAAUGAAGAGGCCGAAUUCUUGCUUUGUUCGACGUCCAUCACUUCAGGACUGUAACCAACAGAAGGUGGAGGACAUCUCUGACACCUUUCAGAAUGUUCGUUUUUUUCUUUUCGAAUCAUGGGUCCUUAACAUUUCUACUUGUGGAGACACAAAGACCAGCACAAAGAAACCUGCAGAUAAUGACCUCCUAGAUAGUAUACUAAGGGUUGUUCCCCACUGUUGAGUAGAGGUUUGUCAGAGUUUCCGGCAGCAAUCACAUCCAGAAAGCACACACAGGUAACUGAUUCAGCAGGAUUCAAUAACUUGUCUUUAUAUAUAAUA